This is a messenger RNA of Ambispora leptoticha, 660 nucleotides long. The record is from the annotation of a GenBank genome assembly. NCBI's taxonomy places the organism in Eukaryota, Fungi, Glomeromycota, Glomeromycetes, Archaeosporales, Ambisporaceae.
AUGAAUUUUUUUGCUGACAUUCAAGAACUAAACUUCCUUGAAGAACUACACUCCGUUUUUUAUCGCGUCAAAGAUCCUGGCACGUAUUCGUCAGAUAAAAACGUGAUAAAUGCUAUUGAUGAAUGGCUCCAUUCCAAGGGAAUAACACGAGAAAGGUUAUUUCAUUUACUCUAUAAACAUAAAGCUGACGAUGUAAAUUAUGCAUGUAUUCUCGGAGUCUUUUUUCAUUAUGGUAUUGGUGUCCAAGUUAACCGUCAGAUGGCAUUUAACUUCUAUCAACACGCUGCAAAAGAUAAUAACGACGCAUUUGCGCAAAAUCGAUUGGGUUAUUGCUAUCGGGAUUGUAUCGGCACGACAAGGAAUUUGGAUGAGGCUUUCAAAUGGUUCAAAAAAUCAGCAGAAGGAGGCCACAUGUGCGGCAUGCGGACUUUGGCAGAGCAUUAUUAUGACGGGUUGGGUUGUGAGAAAAAUUCUUGCCGUGCAUUUUUUUGGUACUCAAAAGCGUAUAUUAAUGGCAACCCAAGAUCAAUUCAAUCGAUCUCCAUGUGUCAUGAAAAGGGCCAUGGAACUCCACGUGAUCUGCAUGAAGCAUUAUUCUGGGCAAGAAAAGAUCAAGAUGGUUUUACUAGUUGGUCGCUUUUGCAAAGGUGGUUCAAUUAA